Molecule: messenger RNA, 1053 nt
Organism: Phyllotreta striolata
Lineage: Eukaryota; Metazoa; Arthropoda; Insecta; Coleoptera; Chrysomelidae
Source: the annotation of a GenBank genome assembly
AUGACCAUACUGCAUUCCUACUGCUGCUGGAGAUCCGUGAGAAAAGGCAGCUUCGCCUGCGGAGCUUACACUGCGUUCUACUAUACAUUAACAGCAGCGCACACGUCUUUCCUGCUGCACGAGGAACUCAAAUAUUUCCAAAACAGGACGGAGCCCGAGAAAUCUUUCAUCGAUCACGAUACCACGUCGGAAACUACUUUCGUUUUUACGUUGGUACUUUUCGUACUUUCUUCGCUCGGAAUUUUGGCUACCUGUCUUUUGCUCUUCGGAUUAUACAGGGAUUCCAAAUAUUUAUUAAUACCAUGGAUAUGCAACAUAAUUAUAUUUAUUUUAGCCGAUUUGACGUAUGUCAUUUACAGUCUCAUUGUACAUGCUAUCCAAUGGAAUCCGCCGGCAGCCAUUAUUAUUACGUUAGACUUCUUCCUUAACUCUUUACACAUAUACAGCCUUCUGUGUGUGAUAUCGCAAUACCAAGAACUAAAGUCAGGACGCGGGAGGGCCUUAGACGACCAAUUGUGCAGGGUACCGAACGUGCAUUACAGCUCCCAGCCGACUGCGACCAGUUAUUUGAGCUCCCGUAAACAAGUGACGUAUUACGAAACGAAGCCUACUCCGACGCAAAGCCCUACGGGCGCCGCGCCUUCUCCAUCGAUGAUACCCGACAUCCUCUCGCCCAACAUGGGCGGCGCCCGCCGGGGCUCCAGGAAAUCGGUCAAGUUCCCCGACAGCAAUCUGACGCGCCGCAACAGCGCCCAACUCGCCGCCGAUCCGUGGGCGUCGGAGCCGCCGCGCUCGCCCGUCGCGACGCCCAAGGGCUCUCUCGUCGAUACGGCGCCGCUGCUCGAACCGGGCGUCGCGACGCGCCACCACUCCGUCGUCCUGCCGAUGGUAUAGUAUCCGGUGAAGGUGCCGUAGAAGGAGGUUUUCAUAUAAUGCUGCAAUUUGCUGCUCGUUUAUCAUCAUAUAUACCCUGUGUGUAUAUACAGUGUGUCCACGAAUGGGGUUGCAUAUAGGAGAAAAAAUUUUAUUAUUCAUUUUACGACAAAAAGUCAU